This is a messenger RNA of Gadus macrocephalus (Pacific cod), 6542 nucleotides long. Its product is annotated as DNA helicase B-like. Gene Ontology annotation, cellular component: transcription regulator complex; histone acetyltransferase complex. The transcript is spliced from 16 exons. Gene Ontology annotation, biological process: positive regulation of transcription by RNA polymerase II. The record is from RefSeq and is a predicted model, not a curated record. Lineage: Eukaryota; Metazoa; Chordata; Actinopteri; Gadiformes; Gadidae. The coding region runs from base 1626 to 5456 and encodes 1276 amino acids. Gene Ontology annotation, molecular function: transcription coactivator activity; histone acetyltransferase activity; chromatin DNA binding.
UCUUUCAUGGGCUGCGGUUUAGACUACUUUCUACAAGAACACGGCAGGCACAGACGCAGUCUGAGCCGAUGGUCAGUCAGUCCGCGGCAGAAGAUGAGUUUGGUUUCAGUGGGGACCUCGUUCCACCACUGUGGAAGCCAGGACGCUUGGCAGUCCCAAAGCAGGUGGAUAUGGGACAGGUGAUGUCAGCAGAAUAAACAGGAGAAAACCACGUCGUGGUCGGAGCUCAUGGACCCCUCGGCACUGCAAUGAAACGUGCUGCAGUUGCAGAAUAAACGGUUUGCAUAAAGUUUAGUUAUAAUUUAUACAGAUAACAUGAAACAGUUACCAGCUUGCAGAUGCACCGAAUGCCUUUUUCUGUUGCGCUGCUGUUUACAGUAAACACCUUCAUCCGCCACUGGGUAGCAGUAGCGGCGCCAAAGAAUUAUGAUCGCGGGAGCUAUGGGGGAAUAACCUGACUCGCCAGGUGAAUUUCGUUCUACCUUAGGUGGAACAAAAUGCAUCUGGCAAGAGUCAGUUUCAUGGGGGAAUGCCUGUUGUUACAGUGAAAGGUUGUUUUCAUUAUGAUAUUGUUUCAUUCUAAUAUAAAUUAUAGUUAUUAUUAUCCACGACUGAAGGCUCAUUUGCUUAGCCUUGGAACGUUAAAAAAAAAAAUCGCUGAUUUGUGAUUGGUUGCAAGGAGGAGAUGUGGCUGGCCGCCUUUCAUAUGUUUAACAUGGGAUGGAUGAUUUACCUCGCAACAGUGAAACUGAAUUGUGAUUGGUUAUUUUUUAUUCUCUUUGCCUCCCUUCAGUGACCAGCACCGGACGUAACAUAGUCAGAGUAACUUCGGCCAGCCUCCUGCCUUGCAAAGGCACGUGGCAAUUUUUUCAAAAUUGUUAACAUUUUCAUGUAAUUAAAAAAUAUAUAUUUUUAGAAUAAUUUCAUCAUCACGCAAAUCUUUUUAAAUCACGAGGCUGCGUUGCAUCCGUUGCCUCUAUUAAGGAACCGCCCCUGACGACGUCACACGGUUGGCUUCAGAUAACCUAUAGUAUCUGUCUGCGUCCUGCAAGACGGAGGCGUAACUUGUAGUAGGAGGCGUAACUUGUACUAGGAGGCGUAACUUGUUCUUUUCUAAAUCGCGGUCCACGCGAGAUCUUUCUAUUUUCGCGGUAAACAAAAAGCGUUGUAAAUCACGGUUCACACGAGAUCUUCAUUGAAGUCUGGUCUUCCGAUAUUCAUGACGGAAAGAAAAUUUAAGGCCUAAUAUUUGAGGUCCGAGUUGCGGUCAUUUAUGUACCUGCGCACCACUGCUACAUAGCCUACAGAUCACUUCCGCGAUUUAGAAAAGUACUAGACACGCCUCCGACUACAAGUUACGCCUCCGACUACAUGUUACGCCUCCUAGUGCAAGUUACGCCUCCUCCGACUAUAAGUUACGCCUCCUACUACAAGUUACGCCUCCGUCUGGCAGGACGCAGACAGACCCAACUCCAGAUAAACCCGGCCUGUGGCACGUGACGCAUGAACGGCGCGCGAUUUUUGAGCGAGAGGGACAUGAACGGCGGCCGUAUUAUUCGCGCAGUUUCAUUUGGACGGGAUUGUAUCUCACAGCGGAUCCGGUGAGCCAAUGAACAUAAGAAGUUAUGGCUAAAUCCAAACGAUCGAUGGCUUUCCUGGAAGGUUAUAUUCUGCCGGAUAAGGACCAGGAUGAAGCGGCGAGCGGCGACGACUCCGAGGGGGACGGCGAGGAGGACACGACCCCAGAGUUCCUCGACAUGGAGGUGAUGUCCGACUCUAACUCAAAGACGGCGUGGAUCAACCAGUCGCCGGGGCCGCCCAAGCGUAAAGUCCGAUUCAAGACGUUCAGUGGAGAUGAGGUCAGGGUGACGGGCCGUUUUGCCCUGAGCGCCCCCUGGUGGCACAUCACCUGCCGCACACAAGGCUCCAAGAAGAACUUGACCGUAAAGGGCUCUGCUUGGUACACGAUACGCACGGACCUGGACAAAGACGGAUGGAGGCCCAUUGUUUCCCUGUUUCUGGUGGCGUGCAACGUGACAGAUGAUUCAAUCCAACCGUUCUUCGAGUGGUUGCCCAAGGAACGCCUCGUUACCAUUCUGAACUUAUUGGAGGUCCUCACUGAGUUUGGGGACACAGACCCCCUGGCGCAGAACAUCAUUCAACACGUUUCAUCCUCAGAUGAAUACAGGGGGAUGCAGGCGUCCUCUUCUUACCCCUUGGUUAUGAAAUACUUACCGGUACUUUUACCGCGGCAGUUUGACGCUCUGCUUUCCUCCGCUAGUAGCGAGAACGUGGAUAGUCUAUUGGCCAAACUAGAAGACAUCAUUGAAAAUGAUGUGUGGAAGUUAGGGUUUUCUGAGGUUAUGCAUAAAGAACUGAAGUUGCGCUGCGAGGCCAAACUCAAGGCGUUCGAAGAUUGCGGCUUGCUCGAGACGCUGCCGCGUCUUCAGCACAACGCCCUGUCGGUGUACGAUGAGGUGAAGAGGUUCUGUGCGAACACGGGCAGCACCUACAUGGAAAAGGACAAACUCUGCAACAAUUUGAGAAAAUAUAUACCUGACGAACAGGUGUGGGAUACUCUCCCGUUCCUCAAGGAACUGGAGGUGAUGAUGUGGGACAGACAGAAAGUCGUGCUUCGAACACAUCACAAGUACGAAUCGGGCAUCGCAGACUGCCUGCGCCACCUUGUGGACGCCAAGCAGUGGACGAUUCCGAUAAACGCUCGGGAGGUUUUGUACGCUCACGCCCAGAGGAUUCGGAUCGCGAAAGAUCCAACGAUGGAUCCCUCGACCCUUUCCCCCGUGAAGGUGGACCCGGACCAGCUGCUGGCAGCCCAGAUGAUCUGCUCGGACCCGGUGACGGUCAUCAGCGGCUGCGGCGGCUGUGGCAAAACCACGGUGGUCAGCGAGCUGUUCCGGGCGGCGGUGGAGAAGGGACGCCCCGUCUCGUCGUUAGAGUACGCCGAUGCCUUCGAAGACACCGAGGACCCCCGGGAAGACCCCGGAGAACACAAGAAGGGGCCCUUCUACGGAGAUGAGUCUGGAGAGGACCCCCCAGGAUGUCAGUGUGGAUGCUCUGUGGGGGGCCGAGCGGGACAGAGCGGGGGGUACCAAGACCCCGGACACCUUCCUGGAACGUCCGACGAGGAGGAGGAGGAGGAGGAGGAGGAGGAUAUGGAGGAGGAGGAGGAUAUGGAGGUGGAGAGGCAGGACGAUAAUCUUUUGGAAAAGCAGAUCCUUUUGACCGCCCCCACUGGUCGGGCAGCAUCUCUGCUGACGAAGAAAACAGGCUUCCAAGCCUACACCAUGCAUCAGGUGAUUUGGAAGUUCAAUAAUGCAGAAAAAAAUGGUGACGGAGAGUUGAAUUGGGAGUUCGAGUCGGUGCGCGUCUUGGUGCUUGAUGAGGGCAGCCUUGUGCCGGUUGGUCUCCUGCACUCCGUCCUCUCCAAGCUCAUCAGCCACGCCGAGCUCCAGAAGUUCAUCCUCUUGGGCGACGUGAAGCAGCUGCCCAGCAUCCAGCCAGGGAGCGCCCUAGAGGACCUCUUCUCCAGCCUAAAUUCGGUCAAAUACAACGUGGAGAUGAGGAACAACCACCGCUCUGAGUCCGAACUCAUCGUCCAAAACGCGAAGCGAAUUGCCGCCAUAGGGAUGGGUCAAAGCUCUGAGCCGUUGGAGUUUGACCACGUCGUGAGCCUUCCCGGGCCGUUCAACAUACCCCCCGGCAAAAAGUUCAUCCACAUCUGUCUCCCUGCCCGCAAGGGCGAUGACGAUCUACAAAAGGCGGUCAAAUGGCUGAUGGGCUCAGCACCUGGGUUGGAUGAUGAUACAAAAUCUCAAUUCAUUGCAUACAGAAGGGCGGAUGUUGACUUGAUCAAUGAACUCUGUUGUUCCCACUAUAAUGAGCACACAACCAAAGAUCAUAAGGGCAAGUUUAAGUUUCAGCGUGGAGACAAAGUCUGUGUCACCAAGAAUGCCCUUAUUGGUCAGGAGGAUGCUAAAGCCCAAAGACAUCCUGGAGAUGAUGAUGAUAAAAACCUCAGACUCUGCAACGGAGAGAUAUUCUUCAUCACUGAGGACCACACAGAGGUGGACCACCGUGGCCGAAAGAAGCGCAAGCUGACCCUCGACGAGCGGCCGGGCCGCGUCAUCAAGGCCAAGUACCGGGCUCUGCUGGGGAGCUGCAAGCUGCGCCACGCCUGGGCCAGAACCAUCCACACCUUCCAGGGUUCCGAGACCGAAACGGUCGUGUACGUGGUGGGCACGGGCGGCUUCCAGAACUGGAGGACCGUGUACACGGCCGUCACCAGGGGCCAGAAGCGUGUCUACGUGGUCUCCACCGAAGAGGGGCUCCAGGCGGCCAUCAAGCGGAAGCCGGACCCCCGGCUGACGCGCCUCGCGGGCCUGGUCAAGGAGAAGGUGGUGCAGAUGGUUCAGGGGUCCCCCCGACUCCAGCGCGACCGACGCGGAUCGCCGAGGUCCACGCCCCAGUGGUCCACGCCACAGAAGGCCACGCCCCAGUGGGCCACGCCCCAGAAGGCCACGCCCCAGAAGGCCACGCCCCAGAAGGCCACGCCCCAGAAGGCCACGCCCCAGAAGGCCACGCCCCAGAGGACCACGUCCCAGAAGGCCACGCCCCAGAGGUUCACGCCCCUGAGGACCACGCCCCUGAGGACCAUGUCCCAGAAGGCCACGCCCCAGAGGUUCACACCCCAGAGGACCACGCCCCUGAGGACCACGCCCCUGGUCCCGCCGCGGCAGACACCCGGUACCAAGACCAUCGUUAAGCGCCUGUGGGCGGCGGGAGGCCCGGUGGAGGCUCCAGCUGGCUCGCCCGUGAAGGAGAUCGUUGACGACCAAACGGGAAAUGCCCGCAUCGGGGCAGCAGCAGCAGCCAAGACGGUGUUCGAAUUCUUUUCUACUCCCAGAAAGAAAACAAAGAUGCAGCAGCAGGUGGGCAUGGUCCCGGGGGCAGGCGGCGUGGCGACGGGGCCCACGGCGGACCCGGAGAAGCGCAAGCUGAUCCAGCAGCAGCUGGUCCUGCUUCUGCACGUGCAGAAGUGCCAGCGACGGGAGCAGGCCAACGGGGAGGUGAGGGCCUGUACCCUCCCCCACUGCCGCACCAUGAAGAACGUCCUCAACCACAUGACCCACUGCCAGACCGGCAAGUUGUGCCAGGUGGCUCACUGUGCGUCGUCCAGGCAGAUCAUCUCCCACUGGAAGAACUGCACGCGGCACGACUGUCCUGUCUGCCUGCCGCUGAAGAACGCCAGUGACGAGAGGAACCAGCAACUAUGUCGAUUCAGCGAUGGACUGCACCAAGCUCCAGCUACCCUCCCAUGUUGGCCCAACGCACGACCCGGUGACGCCCAAAAGGCCCCAGUCACCCAAGUGACAAACUACACGGACCCAAUCAAUCCUUCGAUUGGAUCAGACGAUGGGAAGAGCGACAAUGGUUGAGGAGCGUGUUCACCGUUCAACAGUUGGAUACGGUUUCGCCUCGUUCUGUUUGAACCCCCCUCCCUGCCAGAGCCCUGUCUCUGACCCCCCCACUGUUAGGUGAUGACACCUUCACCCUGCCCUCACACCUGUCCCUGCCCGAUCUCAGACACUAAAUAUAUUCCGCCUUCUUCCUGUUUGUUAUCCACCUCUCUGCCAGACCUCUGUCUCUAUCUCCCCCACUACUCUUCAGGAGUUGAUCAUAGAAUUGAUAAGGAUUCCCCUUCAUCCUGUUCUCCUGCCAGACCUGUCUAGCCCCCUGUUGUUCUUGAAGGUGUUAAUCACCGGAGCCGAUGAGGGGUUUGUGUUGGCAUCGAAUUUGUUUUGUCUGACAGUCCAACAUCGGAUCCCCUGCAGACCAACAAGCCUGGGCGGCUUGUGAUUGGCUUGAUUUAAAUAAUGGUAAACCAAUAGGAAUCAGUGGGUUCCAUAUUUUUGUUUGUGAACAGGACAGUUGGAAAUAACUGAUAUACUGUGUUUCGUUAUGAAGAGAAGAGUGGUGGUGGAACACAGAGUAGUGGCUCUCUUUUUUCUUUUAACACUGAGCAAGCCAGGUGUUAAUAAGAGGGCUACAUAAUCUGAACUUCUUCACAAUCCUUAGGAUUGAGCAUCAUUGUCUAUUCAAACUGCAAAUCAGUGUCAACUGUAUCGCAUCACUACGUUCAUUAUUGUGUUCCUUUUUUUAACCAUUUGUAUUGAUUAUUGUCAGUUUAGUUGGUGAAUCAUUUCAACUUGUAAGGCUAUGUUAGAUGGUACUUUUUUAUCUUGAUUAAUUACAUUUUAAAACCGAAUAUUGAUAACUAUCAUUGCUCAAUACUUUUUAUGCUGAAUCAUGUGCUUCAUGCUCAUCUCCACGUAUGUGGAGAUGUUGGUAUAAGGGUUUAUAAUACGAUAGACAAACGGGAAGUAUGUGCAAUUUGAUGUAUACUUAUACAUCCAAUUAAAGAAACGGGAGGCUACUGCAUGAAGCAAUCUAAUUUAUUUGUCGAUGAGUAAAAAUCUAAAAUGGAUUGACUGGAAGGUACCAGAGAUGUAAAAUAAAACAAA